CGUUGUUUUGAAGCUUCUCUUUCAAAUUCUGUUCGUCUCUCGCGAUCUCUCUCUCUCAGAUAGCUCCGAAACUUUCACGUAGAGUGAAGCAGAAUGGGUUUGUCAUUCGCCAAGCUUUUUAGCCGGCUUUUUGCCAAGAGGGAGAUGCGAAUUCUCAUGGUUGGUCUUGAUGCUGCUGGUAAGACCACCAUUUUGUACAAGCUCAAGCUCGGAGAGAUUGUAACCACCAUUCCUACUAUUGGGUUCAAUGUGGAGACUGUGGAGUACAAGAACAUCAGUUUCACAGUGUGGGAUGUCGGGGGUCAGGACAAGAUCCGUCCCUUGUGGAGGCACUACUUCCAGAACACUCAAGGUCUUAUCUUUGUGGUGGACAGCAAUGAUAGAGACCGUGUUGUUGAGGCUAGAGAUGAAUUGCACAGAAUGUUGAAUGAGGAUGAGCUGCGUGAUGCUGUUCUGCUCGUGUUUGCUAACAAGCAGGAUCUCCCAAAUGCUAUGAAUGCAGCUGAAAUCACUGAUAAGCUUGGUCUCCACUCUCUCCGUCAGCGUCACUGGUACAUCCAGAGCACAUGUGCCACUUCAGGUGAGGGGCUUUACGAAGGUCUUGACUGGUUGUCCAACAACAUUGCCGGCAAGGCGUAGAGGGAAAGUUCGUGGCCGAGUUGAUUUGCUGAGCAAAUCUGGAUGCAGGGGCAAACAUUAUCUGAAUUUUUUUUUGUUGGUUUCCGCUUUUGUUAUUGUUCUGCUUUUUUUGGGAUGUGGAUGGAUUUUGUGAUUGUUGUUCUGAUUGUGUAAGCAGGGGUCUUUGUACGUAGAACUUAGAAAAAACUACCUUUUAUAUA
Arabidopsis arenosa is the source of this 839-nucleotide messenger RNA. The record is from the annotation of a GenBank genome assembly. NCBI's taxonomy places the organism in Eukaryota, Viridiplantae, Streptophyta, Magnoliopsida, Brassicales, Brassicaceae.